AUCAGCCGAUCAGCCGGUCAAAGAUCAACAAAUAAAAAUAACAUCUCUAUUUUAACCAACUUUUGCAAUGUUAAAUACCUUAAAAUAAAGUCUACAAAGCGCAAUAAUAAAUAUUAAAACGCCACAAAAGUAUCUGUUGCUUUUGUAGUGAAAAAAUACUGUUUUCACUGCUUGCGACCGUCCUAUUCUAAUCGUGUUACGUUACGUAAUAGUGUUGUUUAUUCGACUCUAUCUGUGACGAAUACCACUUCACAAUGAACACUACAAUCGCGGGUUGCCGCGCGAUAACUCAUAUAAAUACUCGUUUCCUCGUUAAAAAAGUUAUUAAUCCAACAAUUGUCGGUCGAAACUUUUGUGUGAGUGCCUCCAGAAACAUGAAGCUUGUCCAGUUCGUUUAUAAGAAUAAUCCCAGCGAAAUUCGCGCUGGAAUACUCAAGGGCGACAGUGUGGUUGACAUAAACAAGGCAGAUAGUAACUUACCCAGCACAGUUUUGGAGAUUUUGAGAAAUGGUGACAUUGAGAAAGUGAAAAGAUUACAAUCAUCCCCUGCAGGGCUAGUACCUCUGACGUCAAUAGAGCUAGCGGCGCCCGUGCACGGCAUCGACAAGGUGCUGUGUGUAGGUCUGAACUACAAGGAUCACUGUGAGGAGCAGAAGCUGACUCCUCCAGAGGUGCCCAUGAUCUUCAGCAAGUUCUCCAGCACCAUUGUCGGACCCAAGGAUGCUGUUCGAUUGAGGACACAAGUGACUGAUAAAGUGGACUGGGAAGUGGAAUUAACAGUCGUAAUAGGGAAGCAAGCCAGCGACGUGAAAGCGGCCGACGCGUUCCACUACGUCGCGGGCUACACCGUCGCGCAAGACAUCAGCGCGCGCAACUGGCAGAAGGCUAAGAAUGGCGGACAGUUCUUACUGGGCAAGUCUAUGGACACGUUCUGUCCCAUCGGGCCGUGCAUCGCCACGAGCGACGAGGUCGGCGACCCGCAGAACUUGGACAUCACGUGCAGCGUCAACGGAGUGCUGAAGCAGAGCAGCAAGACUGAUCAACUCGUUCACAAGAUCCCCGACAUCAUUGAGAGAUUGACUUCAGUGAUGACUCUGUUGCCGGGAGACAUAAUCCUCACGGGCACUCCGGGAGGGGUGGGCAUGUACCGCGACCCCCCCGAGUACCUCCGCCCCGGUGACGUCAUCCGCAGCCAGAUACAGAACAUUGGCGUGCUGGAGACGAGAGUGGAGGCGUUCUAGAACACAGUAAGAGUCGGUAUCAAUUGUAUCAUGUCUGCGAAUAAUAAAAUGUACAUAAAUGUAUAAUUCUGAUUAUGAAAAUAAGAAAUACAAGUAUAUAUCACUGUU
Molecule: messenger RNA, 1349 nt
Organism: Bicyclus anynana (squinting bush brown)
Lineage: Eukaryota; Metazoa; Arthropoda; Insecta; Lepidoptera; Nymphalidae
Gene: Faah
Product: fumarylacetoacetate hydrolase domain-containing protein 2
Exons: 5
Coding region: 255-1241 (328 amino acids)
Molecular function (GO): hydro-lyase activity
Source: RefSeq, a predicted model, not a curated record